Messenger RNA from Moneuplotes crassus, 1724 nucleotides. NCBI's taxonomy places the organism in Eukaryota, Ciliophora, Spirotrichea, Euplotida, Euplotidae. The record is from the annotation of a GenBank genome assembly.
UUAAAAAUGAGUGAGGAAGAUCUAAUCACUGCCGAAGAGCAUCAGAUGUCUGACAUUUCCUUCUGGAAGGAUCUUGUCAGAGACCUGAGGAAGAACUUCAACGAGUUCAAAAUUACAAGCAGGGAUGUGGAAUCCCAGCUUGAACAAAUGAUGAUGGAGGCUACCGAAGAAUCAGAGAAAGCCACCUCAGAUUUGAAUGACCAGAAGGACGAAUAUGAUAAGCUCAAGAGAGCUCAUGAGAAAAUCCUUUAUGAGUAUAAGAAGCUUAAGGAUAAGUACAAGGCUGAAGUUAUGGAUGUUGAGCAAGAAGCUAAUAAAAAUAAAGACGACUAUGAGAAACUCAAGCAAAAAUAUAAGAAAAUGAAUGAUCGAUUAGUAACGAUUGAGAUGGAGUACGAGGAGCUGGAGAGAAGAAACCAAGCUUACGAGGGUGCUAUUGAAAAUUGAGAGGAGAAAAUCGAUAGUUUACUGGAAGAAAUCGCACUUACCCAGUCUGAAAGAGAUGACACCAAAGCAUGAUUAUCUGAACAGGUGGAUAAGCUGAACCAACAGCUGGAAGAGAUGGAAAUAGAUUUGGAAUAUAAAGAGAAACAAAUUAAGAAGUACAAAUUCUUGCAGAUUCUUCAUGAUUACCCAACCUCUGCUAGUGAGAUUCUGGAUAAAGCUUGCCAAGAGAAUAGAGCCCCUACGAGGAAUUCUUUAUUACCUAGUAGUACUAGAAACAAUUCUGGAGGAGAGUUUUCUCUAUUUGUGAAGAGCAAGGCACCAAGGAAGAGUGAUGCUUUCUUUAUGUCUAGCAAAAACUCAUUUUAUCCAUCUGCAAAUGAAGACAAAAACUUCCAGAGUGAGACCUCUUCAGACGAAGGAAGACAUAAGAAAGGCGAGAUUGAUCUCUUUGGGAAUGAGAUUGCAAAUGAUAUGAAAAAGAGCCUAAAAAUCAGAAAAAGGAAAAACUCUAUUGAUAUCUGAACCAAUCCUCCUAAGAAAACUUCUGAUCUUUAUCAUGAAGAUCAUUCUGAUAAUGAUAAGUUGAAUAAAUCAAUCACCCACAUUCAUCAGGAAGGCCAAUCUAUGAAGGAAAACCAGAGGAUGUCCGAGAUGAUGGAGAAGUUCGACAAGCUUAAUGAGCCUGCUGAAACUCCAGAGAAGGAUGAAGUAGUUAACCGUGAGACUGUUAUGAACUGAGCUAAACCAGAUACUCCAGAGCUCCCUUCUAGAGAUCAGGCUGAUGCAGGGGAGGAUCUUCCUCUUCAAAAAGUUCCUUCGCUGAUCCUUGAUCCAAAGCCUAUAACCUCCUUCCUGACUGGUGACUCUACGGUGAAAAAUGCUAGAGAAGAUAAUGAGCAACCGACAGUAAGAAAAAUUGAUGAUAGAUUUGAAAGAAUCGAAAAGAGUCCAGAUGUUGUAAAUAGAUUCAUGUCCUUCGGAGGAAACAAGAACAAACCUCCUAUUGGAACUCCUAAGCUCAACAAAAAUCUUACCGAUAUAGAGGCUCUCCUCGAAUACGAGGGAGACGACAUGGACGCUCUUGCCAUGGACAAUUCAAAGGAUGUUCUCAGAGUUCUCGAGAACAUCGAUGAGAUGAUUGACAGUAGAAUAAAUUUACUUUAUGAUACUGAUUACAACAUCGAAGGGUAUGGAGACAACUUAGUCAGCCUUGCCUGUGUUUAAAUUCUAGUAUAAGUCAUCCAACUUUAACAGUGAAGGUUAUUAAUCUUUUAAAU